AUGUCGCAGCAGCAGCAGAGCCCCUACUACGCGGGCAACUAUCCUCCGCCCCUAUUCGCCGCCGAACUCGACAGCAGCGCCCCCUCCUCCCGUUUCGCCUCAGCCCAAGGUCCCGAUGGAGCGCCCGUCUUCGAGAUGCCCGGCGAACCGGUGCCCUCCAAACAGAACGGCGAGGAGAAGCGACCCUCGAGGACACAGAGCCCGGCGCAGUCUGGCCAGGCCAACCCAUGGCCCUUCUAUCUAGACGGUCAGGCCCCGUCAAAGCCCGCGCAGGAGGACGACAAGGACAAGCCGUACAAGGACCCGUCUGCGGCGCCUCAGCCCGUCAUGGCCAAUCCUUGGGCAUACUUUGGCCCCGAGGCUUCGGAGGAUACUCCCGCUCCGCUCGCGAUAGCUUCGGGGAGGCGACCGGUCAACCAAAACCCAUCACCGCCGCCGGCGCCAGCGCCUCAGAGUGAGGAGGAUCGCCGCCCCUCAGGACCGGUAUAUAAGCCCUACCCUGGCAAUAGCGAAUCGGUCCCCCAGGUCCCCCAUGGUACCAGGCCGCCAGCAUCUACAAGUCCGAGUCCAAGUGACGGCGACCCUUCUUACUAUCCUGCGCCCUUGAAGCUGGGAGGUCGCCCCGCCAAGACGACAUCGCCGCCCGCGUUCAAGCCAUACAGCCCUCCGCCGUCUCAUGAUGUGCAGGAUGCGCAAGUUAGACCUCUGGCCGGCAUUGGGAGGACCGAUUCGCAGUCGACGACGACUUCAAUGCCAUAUCGGCCGUAUAGACCGCAUUCGCCUCAGGCAGAGACAACAGCGGCGCCAGCUGCUAAUAUCCCACCUACCACCAGUCCUCCUCCCCCAGCUGGGACUCCAGCUUCUCUAACUAUUGGCACUCCGCCGGCUGGUGCCUCAGCUGUCGCUCCAGCUCCUCCAGUUGCUUCUACACCGACUCCUCCGGUUACUGCGCAGGCUGUUGCGCCAGCUCCUUUGGCUCCAACACCUCCAGCGACUACUCCGGCUCCCACGGCUGCUAUCCCAGCUCCAACGCCUUCAGCAGCUAUUCCAGCUCCUCAGCAACAACCCGCAGGUGCUUCACCUCAUCACUUUCACUCCCCGGCACCUACAAACCCACCUGUGAAUCCUCCAAGAACUGAUGCGAGUGUAUCUCCCAAGCCCACAACGACUGCCCCUGCAUCUGAGCAGCCGCGGCCACCGCAAUACCAACAACCGCAACCGCAGCAGCAGCAUCACCAACCCCAGCCACAGCAGAAUGGAAUUGCAGGCGCUGCUCCAGCCCAGGGAGCUCCCUCGGUAGCAUCCCCUUAUCUGCCAUCUCCCAUGUCUCCUUCAGCUCAGUCCAUCUCAGUGGCUGCCCCUUCACCAGCAACACCAUCACUUAACGCGGGAGUGCCGUUCGCUCAACCACAGUAUGCUGCUGCUGUUCCAGCCCCGAACUACGCUCCGGGCCACGCGCCGGGUCCGUCCCCGACUCAUCACCCCGUUUCGGCAGCAGGUCCUCCACAGACCCAGCAAGCUCCGGCGCCAAUGACCUCACCUCCCCCGGCGAUGCCAGUACUCAACGCCGGAGUGCCGUUUGCUCAACCGACAUAUGCUAGCCCUAUUCCUACCCAGAACUACGGACCGGGCCCAUCACCUACACCCCCAGUGACUUCGCCCAUAGGUCCUCCACAAUCACACCCAGGUCCGCCGAUGGUAGCUCCCGCUCCAGCCCAUGGCCCAGGCCAACCUAUGCCGGGCUACCCCAAUUACAACUACAACGUCCCACAACCCAGUUAUGCGCCGGCUCAUACUCCCCCAACAACAACUCCGGCACCAGGAGCCCCAAGCCAGCCUCCUACUCAACAACCUGCUCCUUAUCAGCAACCAGCUCAGACUGGCCCUGGACCUCAGCAACCCCCUCUCCAGCACUCGACCACAGAGCCUUAUAUGGCACAGGGGACUAUUCCUCAGUCGCCCCCACCUCCAUAUGCGCAGACCGUCCCUCCUCGGCCUGGAUCGCAACCUCCAGCAGCAGGUCAUCCUUCACAAUAUCAGCCACCUGCUCCUGGACCUGCUCCUGUUGGGCCUUAUCCACCUCAGCCUCAAUAUCCCACUCAACCGACAUAUGCCCACGGUGCCCCUCCGCCCCUCCAGGGACAACCAUCAUUUGGGCUGCAGCCCCCUCCUCUUCCUCCUCGGCCAGCGUCAGCCCAGGGAGGGAUGCCGACCCAUGGUUUUGGAUCCGGACCGGCUGGUUACAACCCAGCUAAUUAUCCUGCUCCUCCCCAGACCUACUUCUCUCCUCCACCAGCACUGCCGCCACGACCUGGCACUGGCGGCGUUGGAAAGAUCUUUGGCAGCAGCUCAGCGGAUAAGUGGCUAAGGAAGACUGGACAGGUUCUCGAAAGCACUCUGGCGCCCAUUUUGCAAGGACAGUCGGGGCAAUAUAGACCUGGGCAACAACAGGGGCAGCCAGUGCCGCAGGGACAACAAGGUCCGCGGCCAUAUGCCUCCCAUAUACCGCACUUCCAUGCUCCGCAUCUGGCACCUCAAUUUCGAGGCGCUCCGGACUCUGACUCUCCAACGCCCGGGCCCGGCGCCCCCGGACCACACUAG
This is a messenger RNA of Fusarium keratoplasticum, 2601 nucleotides long. RefSeq lists its product as uncharacterized. NCBI's taxonomy places the organism in Eukaryota, Fungi, Ascomycota, Sordariomycetes, Hypocreales, Nectriaceae. The transcript has a single exon. The record is from RefSeq and is a predicted model, not a curated record. The coding region runs from base 1 to 2601 and encodes 866 amino acids.